AUGGACGGAGAUAUAGAGGAAACUGUCAAAGCAUGCAAAACCUGUCAGAUGUCACGUCAUGCACCCACUAAGGCAAAAGUGCACCCUUUGGAGUGGACAACAAAAAGAUGGUCCCAGCUGCAUAUUGACUUUGCUGGUCCUUUCCAAGGCAAAGUAUUCCUCAUAGUGGUUGAUGCGCACAGCAAGUGGCUAGAGGUGUCUCUGAUGAGUUCCAUGUCAUCGGCGGCGGUUAUUAACACACUGAGACUACUUUUUACAACGCAUGGGUUGCCCGAUGUCAUAGUUUCAGACAAUGGUGCUGCUUUCACAUCCACAGAAUCCCAAGAGUUUGCAGACCGCAAUGGUAUUUGUCAUGUCACUACAGCACCUUAUCACCCGAGCUCAAAUGGGCAAGCUGAACGCAUGGUACAGACAACCAAGGAGGCCCUGUCUCGCAUCACUCAAGGUGAGUGGCAGACCCGACUUGCUCGUUUCUUGCUGUCACAGCACGUCACACCCAAUUCAUCAACUGGAAAAAGUCCUGCUGAGUUGCUCAUGAAUCGGUGA
This is a messenger RNA of Sinocyclocheilus grahami, 546 nucleotides long. RefSeq lists its product as uncharacterized. The transcript has a single exon. Gene Ontology annotation, biological process: DNA integration. Gene Ontology annotation, molecular function: nucleic acid binding. The record is from RefSeq and is a predicted model, not a curated record. The coding region runs from base 1 to 546 and encodes 181 amino acids. NCBI's taxonomy places the organism in Eukaryota, Metazoa, Chordata, Actinopteri, Cypriniformes, Cyprinidae.